Molecule: messenger RNA, 1360 nt
Organism: Homalodisca vitripennis (glassy-winged sharpshooter)
Lineage: Eukaryota; Metazoa; Arthropoda; Insecta; Hemiptera; Cicadellidae
Gene: Rho1
Product: ras-like GTP-binding protein Rho1
Exons: 5
Coding region: 124-702 (192 amino acids)
Biological process (GO): small GTPase-mediated signal transduction; cell migration
Molecular function (GO): GTPase activity; GTP binding
Source: RefSeq, a predicted model, not a curated record
CAUAUAGGCGUGGUCUUUAUUGGCUGAGUUUGUGCUGUUUAGAUCAUCUUAAUUGUAGUGGCCAUCUUCAGUUAAUGUUGGAUGUUUUCCCUUAAGUGUUAGCGGAAUUGUCUAGAGGCAGAAAUGGCUGCUAUCCGCAAAAAGUUGGUUAUAGUUGGGGAUGGUGCCUGUGGUAAAACAUGCCUGCUCAUCGUCUUCAGUAAAGACCAGUUUCCUGAAGUAUAUGUCCCAACUGUUUUUGAAAACUACGUUGCUGAUAUUGAAGUUGAUGGAAAGCAGGUAGAGCUGGCACUGUGGGACACUGCAGGUCAGGAGGACUAUGACCGUCUCCGUCCAUUAUCGUAUCCAGACACUGAUGUCAUACUCAUGUGCUUUUCUAUCGAUUCCCCUGAUUCCUUGGAAAACAUCCCAGAAAAGUGGACCCCCGAAGUAAAACAUUUCUGUCCAAAUGUUCCAAUUAUUCUUGUUGGGAACAAAAAGGAUUUGAGAAAUGACCCAAAUACAAUAAAGGAAUUGGGAAAGAUGAAGCAAGAGCCUGUUAAGCCUGAAGAAGGCCGAGCUAUGGCUGAGAAGAUCAACGCCUUUGCGUACUUAGAGUGUUCAGCAAAGAGCAAGGAAGGUGUGCGUGAAGUCUUUGAAACUGCCACCAGAGCUGCUCUUCAGGUGAAGAAGAAGAAGAAAGGCCGAUGCCGACUGUUGUAAGCUCCUGUUUUUCUCUUUCACUGGCUGUUACCGAAUGGGGCUCCUCAACGGUUUUAUUUUAUUCCAAGUCAACACAGUUCAAGUGACUUGACAUGACUUUUCUAUUUGAUGUUGUAAUUAUGCCAAAUUUCUAAUUGUUGAUUUUCUGUUUGUGUCUAUACCAGCUUAGGACUUUAAUGUAGAGAUGGAACGAUAUUUCCGCUCCCGCAGAUCUUUCGUCUUCCUUGCUAUUGCAGCUCAUAAGAUCAAACAACGGGAGACUUGAUCUUUAAAAAAUUAUUUUUAUAUUUCCAACGAUCUUAGGUUGUAUCCUCAUUUCAUUGUUUGGCUUGUAUAUUGUAAGUCGCUUGUAUAGUUAGUUAUAACAGUUAAUAUUACUCGCACUUUAUCUUUGUCGUUCCAUCUCUAAAAUAAUUUCAAAGCAUUCUUUUGUAGUGUGUUAUGUUCAGCUUAAAUUUAUGUUUUUAUAGGAGUAAACAACAAAUGUACCAGUAGCCUUGUAGAGUUUAUUUAUUUUUGUUUGCUUUUGAUUAAAUGAAUCUACCAGUACUUGUUGGAAAUACUGUCACAAAUGAGCUGAGAAGACACAACAUUAAAUUGAACUUAUAAUAAAAAUUUUGUAUGCAAUAGGAUUAAAUUUUGUACUCUGGAAUUGACA